AUGGACUCUGUCCUGUACGAGGCGCAGCGCCAGGGCCGCAUCAGCUUCUACAUGACCAGCUUUGGCGAGGAGGCGCUCAUCGGCAGUGCUGCGGCGCUGGAUCCGAAGGAUCAUGUGUUUGGGCAGUACCGCGAAGCCGGGGUUCUGUUGCAGCGCGGGUUCACCCUUGAGCAGUUCAUGAACCAGUGCUACUCGAACGAGCUGGAUCAGGGCAAGGGCCGCCAGAUGCCCGUGCACUACGGCUCCAAGGAGCUCCAUUUCCAGACGAUUUCGUCGCCGCUGGCCACGCAGAUCCCGCAGGCAUCCGGUGCGGCAUACGCAAUGCGCCGUGAGGGCAACAAGCAGUGUGUUGUCUGCUAUUUCGGUGAGGGAGCUGCCAGCGAGGGCGACUUCCAUGCUGGCCUCAACAUGGCGGCGACGCUGGGCUGCCCGGUGAUCUUCUACUGCCGCAACAACGGGUAUGCGAUCUCGACGCCCUCGAUCGAGCAGUACCGCGGCGACGGAAUCGCCAGUCGCGGAAUUGGCUACGGCAUUGACACGAUCCGUGUCGAUGGCAACGACAUCUGGGCCAUCUACGAGGCCACCAAGGCGGCCCGCAAGCUGGCUGUCGAACAGAACAAGCCGGUGCUGAUCGAGGCCAUGACAUACCGCGUCAGCCACCACAGCACAUCGGACGACUCGUCGGCGUACAGGUCCAAGAAGGAGGUCGAGGACUGGAGCAAGCGCGACAACCCGCUGGCGCGCAUGCGUGCGUGGCUGAUGAACAAGGGGUGGUGGGAGAAGAGCGAGGAUGUCGAGGUCACCAAGGCAGCCAAGGCGGCAGUGCUCAAGGCGUUUGCUGACGCCGAGAAGCUCAAGAAGCCGGCAGUCAGCGAGAUGUACACGGAUGUCUACGACGAGAUGAUCCCGGAGCUGGUGCGCGAGAAGGCCGAGAUCGAUGCGCUGCUGAAAAAGUACCCGGACUACUACCAGGUCAACGACUAUGCGAAGUCGACGUAG
Linderina pennispora is the source of this 999-nucleotide messenger RNA. Its product is annotated as Dehydrogenase, E1 component. Bases 1 to 999 code for a protein of 332 amino acids. The transcript has a single exon. Gene Ontology annotation, molecular function: oxidoreductase activity, acting on the aldehyde or oxo group of donors, disulfide as acceptor. NCBI's taxonomy places the organism in Eukaryota, Fungi, Kickxellomycota, Kickxellomycetes, Kickxellales, Kickxellaceae. Gene Ontology annotation, biological process: branched-chain amino acid catabolic process. The record is from RefSeq and is a predicted model, not a curated record.